Bemisia tabaci is the source of this 4150-nucleotide messenger RNA. RefSeq lists its product as uncharacterized. The record is from RefSeq and is a predicted model, not a curated record. Lineage: Eukaryota; Metazoa; Arthropoda; Insecta; Hemiptera; Aleyrodidae.
CUUUUUGCGUUCCCAGCAGUUAGACAUUGGGCAUUCGCGAGACGUGAACAUCCAUCGGUGAUAAAAAAUUCCGACCAAAAAAGCUCAGGAAUGGGAAUCGAAAAUGCCGAUUCCAAGCCUACACGCCGCUAAGCUCUGUGCUGUGUUCAGACAACGACACAUCGUUGGAUAAUUCGAAAAUGACCUCAGCCGCUAAAUGGGUGAUUUUACUUGGAGUCUGUAUCUUUUUCGUACAUGGAAUUGAGACUGACGGCUUGACGCACUCAGAAAAUCAUGAGUCUCUCACAACAGAGAAUCAGCUCACUGUCAGAGCCCUGCGAACCCCACGCAAAGCCUGCAAGACGGAUAAAGGAUGUGAAAGAGCUUGCCAAGCAGACGGUUACAAGUACGGGGAAUGUAACAAUCAAAGAUGCUCUUGCAAGGGCUACUCGGGAUCUCCAAAGCGACAGCUGAGCGGUAGUAGUUCACCGCAACGCAAGCGGCUGACACCCUCCAGAUCCAGGACACCUCCACGCACAUCUAGAUCUCCGUCCAGAUCUUCCAGAUCUCCAUCCAGAUCUUCGUACCGAUCUCCAUCCAGGUCUCCAUACAGAUCUCCACAGAGGAUCUCCAGCCCAAGCCGUCGUCGCCUCACGUCACCCAGAAGUGGUAGAUACUCGCCAGUUCGGCGAGGUCGUACCUCUCCUCAGAGACGGAGGUCUCCCACACCUCCUAGCCAAAGGCGUAAAGCUUCCAGGUCUCCGCCUAGAAAAGUCAAGUCUCCACCUAGAAAAGUCAAGUCUCCGCCGAGGAAGGUCAAAUCUCCAGAGAGGAGAGGAGGAAGAUCGGAUGGCUCCAGAAGCAAAGAGAGCAGGAAGGAGGAUUAUCGGGACGACCGCACUUAUCGCAGCAGUAGUCCUCGCCCUGCCCCUGCUCCUGCCGAUGUCUUGACCUUCGAUUACCCACCAGAUGGUCAACCGCCUAAGGUCACCUAUUCACAAAGACCAGCAGGAGGCUCAUCCCCAACUAACUUGUACCAACAAGGAGUCAAUCCUUACCAACAAAGAGUCAAUCCUUACCAACAAGGAGUGCAAGGUUCUCGACCGGUCAAUCCUUACCAGCAAGGAGCGAAAGGAUCUCGCCCAGCCGCGAACACACAAGAAGGAUUUGAAGAGGACAGUUCGGAAAGCACAGCUUCAACUAAAGAUCCUUUCUCUCAAAAGUCACCACAAGGCUCAAUGCCGACCAACUUCAACCAACAAAAAGCCAAAGGUCCGCAACCAACUAUUCCUUCUCUACAAGGAGGUAGAGGAGCUCGACCAGCUGCAGGCAUGGUGGAAGAAUUUGGAGAGGAUGGUUUGGAGGACAUGGCUGCAACUAAAGAUAUUCUCUCUCAAAAGCAACCGCAAGGCUCAAUUCCGACCAACUUCAAUCAGCAAAAAGCCAAAGGCCCUCAACCAACCAAUCCUGCCCUGCAAGGGGCGAAAGGAACUCAACCAGCCGCAAACAUGGAUAAACAACUUGGAGAGGACAGUAUGGAGGAAAUGGCUUUCGCUCAACAAAAGGCGAAAGGCUCUCGGCAAGGUGCGAAACCCACGAAUCUUGAGGAAGAUGAUGAUGGCGACGAACUGGAAAAUAUGGGCAAUGGGCUGGAAGAAAUGGAAGACUUGCCUACCGCUAAAGCUGGUCAGAAGGCUGCCGGAAAGUUUGGUGAAAUUAAAGAAAAGGAGCCUGAUCUGCAAUUCGCGCAGAAAACCGCUCCACCUCCAGUCAAAGGCAAAAGUCCGGCUGGUCAAAACAGUGGCCUGCCAUCUGUCGAGGAAUUCGAAAAUGAAAUCGCCAAAGCCAAGGGCAAACAAAACCCACUUCCACCUAAACCUAAAGACCGUGCAGAUGAAGAUCUCUCGGAUGAGGACGAGGAAGGCAUGUUUGGAGGGAAAAUGGAUGGUGGGUUAGGCAAGAAGCUCGCGGCUGGUAAAUCAGCUGCGGCAGAGUUUUCUGCUGAAGAUGGCGAGGAUGAUCUCAUGGGAAAAGGCGGAUCAGACAGGAAACCCACGGCUAGUAAACAGUCAGCAGCAGAUUUUGCUUCUAAAAGUGGCGAUGAUGAUUUCAUGGGAAAAGUCAACAGUAAAGUACAGAAAGACGGGAAGAGUAUGGAUGGUCUCUUGGACGGUGAGGAAUUGGAUGAUCUUGAUGGACUGCCAGGUGGAAAGAAGGGCUCGCUUUCUGGAUUCGCCGAUGAAGACUCAAUGGAAGAUUUCCCGGGAAAGAUGUCACCCGACAUGCCGCCUGGUAAGAAGCCGACCUCCGGACCAUCCGACCGUCAAAAUGGUAAACCCCCCGGUGCAUCAAACCCGAGGGAUUUCGAUGAUAUUGACGAUUUCGACUCUCUUGGGGUAAAUCGAGCAUCCGCAGCUAAAAAAGGAGGACCAAUGGACUACGACCCCGAGGAUGACGAACUGGACAUGAUGAACGGAGGUGGGAAAUCGACCUCAUCCUUUGGGAAUAAUAAUAGGUUUGCAGGUGAAGAUUUGGAUUUUAAGUCGAAGAUGGGGCAGGAGCCUUCCAAAGAACCGGCCGCCGCAUCUGGGAAGAAACAGCUACCUCCGGUGAAGAAUGGUAAGGCAGCUGGAGACGAUACUGGAGGAAAAGGAACUCCAGAGAAGCAGGCGCCAACCUCGAUGAAAAAGCCAAAUGCGUCAUCGCCGAGUUCAAUCGACGAAGACUUUUUGGAAGGUAUCGGAGUGGCAUCGAAAAAAUCGGACUCAAAUACCUCUGAUUUUGACAAGAAAGAUACUGGUGCAGCGUCCAAGAAACAAAUCACCGAUAGGAAAUCUUCACCCUUGGCCGACUACGAAGAUGAGGAUACGGAUUUUCUUCGACCGAAACAACCGGGUUCACUCGCAGGGAAGAAGUUGCCGCCAAAAUCCUCGAUCGAUGCCGACCUAGAUGAUGAUGAUAUGGAAGACCUGGUGGCGGCUGCUAAGAAAUCUGCCGCUGGAUCGAAGAGGACGCCGUCGGGUUUUCCUGGAUUGGAAGACGACGAUGAGGUUGACGAUUUCGCAGGAACGAGUGCUAAAACUCCGGGAAAUGCGGCAAAACUAAGCAAGCCUCAGCAAGAUGGAGCUGAAAACGCAGCAGAAUCAGCAGUUUCGAAAAGUGGAAACGUUCAGAACAAAGCUGCCUCCAAGCCAAAGUCGUUAUCAGCACUUCCUGAUUUAGAGGACGAAAGUAAUUAUGACGAUUUGGAUUCGGAUUAUUCACAAGAGAUGCUUAAGCCAACCUCUGGAACAAGAGGGAAAGGUGUGAAACCUUAGGUCUUGGUCGGAGUUGAAUGUUGAAAUGAGCCAGGCAAUUAAACGGAAUUGAAAAAACUACCAUUCCUCAAACGCGAGCCGAGAAAUGGCAGGAGUCAAAAUAAACCAUAAAUUGACCUCUUGUAUUACAAAGAAGGGAAGCUCCUUUUUUUCAGUAAAAAAAAAAAAAAUAAAAAAAAAUAAAUAAAAGGAGAUCGUCAAAUGAGGGGUCUAUCCGAAGACUCCUUGAAAAUGCGGAUUUAUUUAUUUACCGUGGGAUUAUAAAGAGACCUGAGUGUACAGAGGAACUUUUCCUUAAUCAACGUUAACGGAGUAACAAGAGUCUGUAGAUUUUUUUUCAAAAACACUUUUUUCGAGGAUUCUUCGUUUUCAUUAAAAUAUUUUUUUUAUAUUAAAGCUGGAUUUACAUUUUCACUAUCGGAACUUCUCGGAUAAAACUGUCUUAUCUUAGCAUCAUAAUGAACUGAGAUAGUUCAAAUUGAAUAAAAUUACUAAAAUGGAAAAUACAAACAAUUAAACCACGUAACCUCAUAUUUAUACUGUGAUAACAUAGAUAUGUAUAAGUCAUUUAUAAAUAAAGUAUUCAGGAAUAUAGGGAAAGGAAAAAGAGAAAAACAAGUUACCAUCGGUGUUCUCUUGUUUCUGCAAUUAAUUAAUACAGUAUUCGAUGAAUUGUCUCCAUUGAGUUCACCCUUAAUCCUUAGAGAAAUGACUCGCGUUUUUUACAUUAUUUACUGACAAGGGUCAAAAUUACUCGUAUUUAGAUAGCACUGGUUUUCUCCUAUUUCACUGUUUUUGAAGAAAAGUCCUAUCAAUCAUUUUAAGUGUGAAAAUAUAAUUUUUCAUGACUUGUA